CUUUGUUUUCAUUGAUUUGAAACAUGGCGUCGGAAGGAGAGGCGGGCAGCACUGCUACAACCGAACCGGAGACCGGAGACGGGGAUGCUGCAUUUGGAGAACUUCCCACCAGCAUGGACACCGAAUCAUCAAACGGGAAAGAGGGAAUGGAAACGGCGGGCGAAGGCUCCGAGGCCGCCGAUGCUCUGACUGGAUCGGGAGACGAGGAGAGCGGGAGGCAGCUGGGGGAGGUGGAGCUGCAGUGUGCUCUGUGCAUGAAGUGGUUCACUGCAGAUACGUUUGGCAUCGACACCGCGACGUGUCUCCCCUUCAUGACUAAUUAUGUGUUCCACUGCAACGUGUGUCAUCACAGCGGCAACACAUACUUCCUCAGGAAACAAGCUAACCUGAAGGAGAUGUGUCUCACGGCUCUGGCUAACCUGACGUGGCGCUCCAGAACACAAGACGAGCACCCAAAGACGAUGUUCUCCAAAGACAAGGACAUCAUACCGUUCAUCGACAAGUACUGGGAGUGCAUGACGACUCGGCAGAGACCCGGGAAGCUCACCUGGCCCAACAACAUCGUGAAGACGAUGAGCAAAGAGCGCGACGUGUUCCUGGUGAAGGAGCACCCUGACCCCGGCAGUAAAGACCCAGAAGAGGAGUACCCAAAGUUCGGCCUCCUGGACCAGGACCUGGGAACCAUCGGGCCGUCCUACGACACUCAGAAACAGACGACGGCUGCUCCCACUGCGGGCGGCCUGAACGGUGGAUCUUCCUUCUCAGGCGCUCUGGCUCCCGGUCCAGGAAAAGGAAGAGGGGCCAAACGUAAACAGCAGCAGCAGCAGGAGGGCGCUGCAGCGGGGGCCACAAAGAGAACCAGAAGUGACCCCCUGUUCUCGGCUCAGCGCCUGCCCCCUCACGGUUACCCCCUGGAGCACCCCUUCAACAAAGACGGGUACCGUUACAUCCUGGCAGAGCCGGACCCUCACGCUCCAGACCCCGAGAAGCUGGAGCUGGACUGCUGGGCCGGGAAACCGAUCCCCGGUGAUCUGUACCGCGCCUGCCUGUACGAGAGGGUGCUGCUCGCCCUGCACGACAGAGCGCCUCAGCUGAAGAUCUCAGACGACCGCCUGACGGUGACCGGGGAGAAGGGGUACUCCAUGGUGCGAGCGUCGCACGGCGUGAGGAAGGGUUCCUGGUACUUUGAGGUCUCUGUUGACGACAUGCCGCCUGAAACCGCAGCCAGACUCGGCUGGUCUCAGCCGCUCGGUAACCUUCAGGCCCCGCUGGGUUACGACAAGUUCAGCUACUCGUGGCGCAGCAAGAAGGGAACGCGCUUCCACCAGUCGAUAGGAAAACAUUACUCCUCCGGCUACGGUCAGGGAGACACGCUGGGCUUCUUCAUCGAGCUGCCCGACGCCACGGAGACCAAGGCUCUGCCCGAUACCUACAAGGACAAGGCGCUGAUCAAGUUUAAGAGCUACCUGUACUUUGAGGAGAAGGAUUACGUGGACAAAGCAGAGAAAAGUCUCAAAGUGAUGCCGCCCAGCAGGAUGAUAUUCUUUAAAAACGGAGUGAGCCAAGGUGUCGCCUACGAGAACCUCUUUGAAGGCCUCUACUUCCCCGCCAUCUCACUCUACAAGAGCUGCCAGGUGUCGGUGAACUUCGGGCCACAUUUCAAACACCCUCCGAAGGACCUGAAGUACCAGCCGAUGAGCGACAUGGGCUGGGGCGCCGUGAUCGAGCACACGCUGGCUGACAUGCUGUACCACGUGGAGACGGACGUGGACGGACGACGCAGCCCGCCGUGGGAGGGAUAAAACACGGCCUGUUAAAUCCAGUAAGCUCACAAACAACCACCCGCCGUCAGAAUACGAUUCCACCUUCAGAUCGAUUAAAAAACAUCAAAGCACCGCUCAACAUCGGUCACCUGUAGCGCCAACAAACUGUGCCUGAUUCAGACGAGAGGAAACGCUGUGCUUCAUUUUAUCGUUUUUUUUUUGGAGUUUAAACGAGUUUCAACAUAAUCAUCGGGGUUUUUUUCUAAGUGUCUGACAUCAUCAUCAUCAUCCCGACAGAGAGAGCUUUAUGAUGAAGAGGAAGAUGAUCAUUUGAAACCAGAAACAGUGAAAACAUCCCCGUCAAGUCAGUGGAGAAAAACAUGAAUUUGAGCUUUGAGGGAAAAAGGAGUUGCUUGUCUUCUUCUCUUUGAGUCAAAAAGACAAACUAAACGAGGCCCCCUAAAUCUGUUCUAAAUUGGCCUGAAAUCGUUCAGCAUACACCGAGCUUAAUGCUGUCAGACACUUAGAAUAACAACCUGAGACUGUCCAAAAACAACAACUUUCUGUGGACGCACUUUGAGUGGGCAUUAUUUCCCUGAAAGGUUGUUGCAGCCAUUAAAGUCUUUCUUUCAUGAAGAAAUCUCCAGAAACAACGCCCAAACCUUUCUCACCUUCUCGACAUUUAAAAUCCCCAAAACUGUCUAAUUAGUUCACAGGUUUUAAGUUCUCCUCAUGCGUGCCAUCGGCUCACAUUCCUGACUGAAAAUCAAUCAAGGGAAUCAAGUUUUUUUUUUUUUUACGGUGCUCCGCUUUGAUGUGUGUACGUUCAGUUACUGCAGCUCGACAGUGCGUCACUCAGGAGCGUUGAUCCUGCACUCUUUAGUGUUUUUCAGUCUGUUUCUUAUUUUGUGUGUUUUACAUCAUGUGUUAGUUAUUAACUGUUUUAUACUCUGGGUUAAAUAAUAAAAACGCUUCAUGAACAAAGUGAAACUUA
Messenger RNA from Labrus bergylta (ballan wrasse), 2757 nucleotides. It is a transcript of the gene ash2l, whose product is annotated as ash2 like, histone lysine methyltransferase complex subunit. The record is from RefSeq and is a predicted model, not a curated record. Gene Ontology annotation, cellular component: Set1C/COMPASS complex. Gene Ontology annotation, molecular function: transcription cis-regulatory region binding; protein binding. NCBI's taxonomy places the organism in Eukaryota, Metazoa, Chordata, Actinopteri, Labriformes, Labridae.